Molecule: messenger RNA, 5157 nt
Organism: Mya arenaria
Lineage: Eukaryota; Metazoa; Mollusca; Bivalvia; Myida; Myidae
Product: receptor-type tyrosine-protein phosphatase mu-like
Exons: 23
Coding region: 22-4149 (1375 amino acids)
Biological process (GO): protein dephosphorylation
Molecular function (GO): protein tyrosine phosphatase activity
Source: RefSeq, a predicted model, not a curated record
AACGACUUUUGUACAGAGAAGAUGCAGAUGAAAAGGGAAUUUGUGUUCUCGUUCAUAUUUUUGUUUGGAAAAGGUUUAUGUGACUGGAAUUUUGAAGGUGUAAACGUUGCACUCGGAAAACCUGCCAGCCAAUAUCCGGGUACACAUGGGGAUCAAAACGCAUCACUUGCUGUUGAUGGAAACAUAACGAACCGCCCGCAAAGUGCUCCAUGCGCUCACACAACCAAGCCGUCAAGUGGAAGUUACGCCCAUUGGGAUGUUGACCUCCAGGGCACUUACUUAAUAUCAGGAAUUAGAAUAUAUAACAGAGACAACGAUUUUCGUGAACGUCUAUAUGGAUUGAUGAUAUUGACCUAUUUGAAUGGAACUCCAGAAACUUUGUUUCAAGACAAUGGAAUGUACCUUUCGCGAUGCACAGAUUAUUAUAACCGAACCGAUAAACCACUGUUAUGUAAAAAUAUAAUUGAUGUCCCAUUGCAACCUCCCGUUCAAGCUGAAAAAGUCCGACUACAGACGCCGAAUUACCUGACCCUAUGUGAGGUAGAACUUAUAGCAGUCGCCUGCAAAAAACCAUCUGUUCCAAAUGGUAGCACAAAUGCCACGGAUAAGUCCAUAACUGGUACAAACGUACACUUGCAAUGUGGUACAGGCUUUUUUAAAAGCACAUCGACCGCGAUAUGCACUGUGAACGGCACAUGGAAUCCUCAACCAGAAUGUGCUAAAGGAUGCAAGGUUCCUAAUCCAUUCUCUUAUGGGAACUACACUUCCAACUUAACGCGUUUGAUUACUGGGUCAAUUUUGCCCGUAGGAUUUAUAAUCAAAGGACAGUGUUUGCCAGGAUAUACCUCUGCGAAUAGCAGUGGAAAUGUUGAGAGAGUAUGCUCUUAUGAUCAAUCAUGGACUGGAUCAGAACUGACAUGUAUUGCAAAGCAAUGUCCUUAUCCUAGUUUACCCCAUGGUUUCUAUUUAUUUCAACAUAUACUAUAUAAUAACUGUUCAAAACCAUUCGAAAGCACAAUCAUUCCACAAUGCGACGAUGGUUAUUAUCUUCCGACAAAUAAAUCUAGAAAAUGUUUGGCAAGCGAGAAUUGGUCUGGGGAAGACCCAGAGUGCAUUCCUAUUACGUGUCAACAACGUCCGCAUAACUUUACUGAUGGAUACUUCAUCCCAAGACAACAACAACCCAUCCAACAACCAUUCCAAUAUGGCUUUACAUUUGUUCCUUAUUGUAAAACAGGUUUUAAGCUUGUGCAUGGGAGUAAUAAAACGUGUUCUGAACUUAACGUCUGGAAUGGGGGUACAGCCAGAUGUGACAGAGUAUUUUGCGACGUGACGCCACUCGAAAAUGGAUUCUAUACAUUUGGUUCCAGUAAAAAUGUAUUGAAUACAACCCGCUAUGGUUUUGUAAUCAGUCCAAGAUGCAACAAUGGUUACUAUUUAAGCAAAAAUGAUAAUCGAACAUGCCAAGAAAAUGGUGAACUAAGUGGGGAUAGCCCUUUGUGUGAAAUAGUUAAAUGCAACUCGUUCGGAACUAUUUCAAACGGAACACUGAGUUUUAAAUAUAACAUAUUGACGAUAAGUUAUGCAUUUGGCUAUGGAACAAGUGUAUCAUCAGUAUGUGAUGAAGGUUUCGAACUUCGUGGUUCUGAUGUACGCACGUGUCUUGAGAAUGGGUCUUGGUCAGGCAUUACACCAAAUUGUGAAAAAAUCCGGUGCACAAAUCAAACCAUUCUUAAAGAUUUUUAUCAACAAAACAGGAAAAAACUAUUAUUUGGAGAUGUAUUUAUUGCUGAUUACAACAGCGAACACUUCCAUCUUGUGAAUGGUUCUUUAGUCGUGGAAUGUGCAGCCGACGGCAGCCUUAAAUGGGCUACACAACAACCAUUCCUUGCGUCUAUAUGUAAAGUGCAGAUAAACGAUCAUUUUCGAGCAGACACGAACGACUGCCUCGUUUACGAUACGUGUGAAGUAGAUAAAAAAAUAACCUUUGAAUGCAGAGAGGACUAUCAAGUGAUGCAAACAAAUGCAACCUGCCUUCCUAAUCACACAUGGAGCUCUGUGCCCAUUUGCACACCACUGUCUCAACCAAACGCCAGAGGAGCUAUAAUUGGCGGGUCUGCAGCAGCGGGCGUGGUCGUUAUCGCGAUAGUUAUAGCUGUGUUGUUGUUUAUACACAGAAGGAAAAUACAUAAAAUCAUAACGAGAACGCGGUAUGAAAAGUCAGACAAACCAGAGGAAGAAUUGAAUGCUUAUUCUGAAAUCAAUGAAACGCACAAGACUGAUCGAAAAAAAGUUACAGUAGCCGAAUCAGCAGAAUAUUCAUACGCGUCUAACACAAGAGAUGUAGUUGGAUACGAAGUGGAUGCGAAUCCGAGCGUUCAGUCCUAUUAUAGCUUUGAAAGCAUCAAGAAAAUGCCGGUGACAGCCAUUAAAGUAGAAGAGUUAUACGACGUUGUUUUGGGAUCGGAACAUGGUGUCACAUUGAAAAAACAGUUCCAGGAUUUCCCAAAGGGCUUGACAGAACACUACAACGCAGCUCUCAAAAUACAAAACAGACCAAAAAAUAGAUACAAACAGAUCUAUCCAUAUAAUGACACGAGAGUAAUUCUGCCAACAGAUGAACGACACACAGACUACAUAAACGCUAGUUACAUACAUGGUUAUAACAAGACACGUGCCUUCAUUGCGUCACAAGGUCCAACAAACGAUAUGCUUGUUGAUUUCUGGAGGAUGGCGUGGCAUCUUGGCUGCGGCAAGAUCGUAAUGCUUACCAACUUGGAAGAGGACAAAAAGAUGAAAUGUGUACAGUACUGGCCAGACGAAGGAUGCAUAGAAUACGAAGACUUCUUAAUAACAAAUCGAGGGACAGAGUAUUUUUCGGACUUCAUCAUCAGGAAAUUAUCCAUACAGAAAAGACACGAGGAAGAAAGAAAGUUGUUCCAUUUUCAUUUCACUGCUUGGCCAGAUAAAAAAGUGCCAAAAUAUGCUUCGUCACUGGUUAAUUUCCAUUAUAAAGUGGAAACCACCAUUGUGAAAGAGAAUGGUCCGGUUAUUGUUCACUGCAGCGCCGGUGUCGGACGGACGGGAACAUUUAUAGCUUUGAAUGUAUUGUCUGAGCAAGCUACCACAGUGGGAUAUGUGGAUCCCGUGGGUUGUGUGAACACACUGAGAAGACAGAGGGUCAACAUGGUCCAAACCUCGGACCAGUACAUAUUUUUGCACAUGGCGCUUUUGGAAACGUUGAUGCUGUCUACGUCGGCUCUACCCGCGUCGAGUUUCCUGAGAGCGUAUAAAGAACUUCUGGUCUUCGACAAGACCCUAAGGAGCCGGGAGAUCGAUGUCAAGUUCUCUCGGAUGGAGAAAAUGUCACCCGUGUCUGAUGAAUGUCAAUACGUGAGUGCAAAAGAAGUGAGAAACAGGAACAAGAAUCGAUAUUCAAACAUUCUCCCAGUUGCGGACCACAUGGCAUUUUUGACUCCCUCUGGUAAGAAGUCUGAACCUGAUUACAUCAACGCUGUAUUCUUACCGGGCUACAAGAAGAAGGGAGCGUUCAUCGUCACCCAGACACCUCUAGAAGCGACCAAGACCGAUUUCUGGAGACUGGUGGUUGAACACAAUGUCCAUACAGUCGUCAUGAUGAAUAACAAGAGUAUGAUGGAGGAAGGCGAGAUAUACUGGCCUGAAAGUGAGAACCCGGAAACGUAUGGAAACAUGACGGUUGCCAAGACAUGCGAGGAAUGCGAGAAUGGAUUGAGAAAAAUAACGCUUGACUUGAAACGGUUUGGAAAGACACGGAAACUUCAACAAAUACAAUUUGAAGAUUGGCCUGAUGAUUCAGCGUUGCCCUCUUCCCCUAAGGAUGUUAUAAACCUCCUUGAUACGGUUCAGUAUUGGCAACAUCAAUCAGGAAACAACCCUGUUCUUGUGCAUUGCAUGAACGGCGCAGACAGAAGCGGCUUGUUCUGUGUUGCGUCAGCAGUCUUGGAGAGGAUGAAGAUUGAACAAGACGUUGCUAUUGCCCAGGUCAUCAAAGAGAUGAGGAACUACAGGGAACAGAUUAUCCCCUCUGUGGACCAGUUUCAGUUUGUGCAUGAAGUAGUCAAGGAAUAUAUUCUGCAGAAUGAAACCUACUCCAAUUUCACCGAUUGAUGUCUACGGGCUAUCGAUCAAUGGGACAAUUAAAAUGACAACCCCGACCUUGUUGUUAAAUCUGCUUUUAUGUAUUUCCUUUUUAUUACAUUAAUUACACAUCAUUCGUAUAUGUGCUUUUAAAUAUACUGAAUCCCUCAAUGACUAUAUCAAAUUCGCGUACAAAAAUUAUCAGGAGUGGUGAAUGAAGCUAAAGCUUAAAGAUUGAUGCCAUGAUGCACCCGUGUUAGCGAUGAGGAAAAUACACUUAUGACGUCCUAGAGUUUUGAAUUUUGAAUUCAAAUCCCAAAUUUACAAAUACUAGCCUGAAAUGAAAUUUGGAAUUAACAUUCAUUAUGAAAAUUAUUUUAAUAAAACAACAGGCGAUUUCAAAUGAUAUAUACAUUACUAUUGAAUGCGAUAAAUAGUAUAAAUGAAAUAACUACGAUAAAAAAUCCAACUUUACUUGUAUUAACCUGGUUAUUAUCCCAUGAAAUGGUUUUCGUAUGCAUGGCAUCGUCCGCGAAUAUGGGUCACAUGGAGGAAGAAGUAAUAUUGUAUUUAUUAGCUAAGUAGUGUGCCGCAUAACCAGACAAUCAUGUUUACCUUGAAAUGUGUAUUUGAAGUAUCGCAAAUUAAAUAAUACACGUCAUGAGCAAGUUUAGUUUAAUGCGUUCAUAUACUAUUUGAUAAAUCUCUUUUUUUAUGUGAGAUCGUAACUUGCUUUGCAUGACUUUCUCGCUCGUUAGGUCACAAUGUUAUAUAAUGUGAACCACUUAAUUUGAUGUUGAUCUGUAUACAUGUAAAUAAUUGUAUCGCAAAUUAAAGUAAUCACACUUUAACAAAGUUAAGUUUCAUUGCGUUCACCUACUAAUAGAGAAAUGCUGUUUUUCGUGAUGACGUUACAGGACUCUUUCGCUCACAACGUCACACGAGUGUAUUUAAUGUUUAGUACUUAAUUGAUGUAGAUCAUUUUGAUAUGCCUAUAUAAUUGUAUUAUUGUGUGUACUUAAUAAACAUUUAAAUCGU